Molecule: messenger RNA, 383 nt
Organism: Ochotona princeps (American pika)
Lineage: Eukaryota; Metazoa; Chordata; Mammalia; Lagomorpha; Ochotonidae
Product: histone H4
Exons: 1
Coding region: 22-333 (103 amino acids)
Biological process (GO): nucleosome assembly
Cellular component (GO): nucleosome
Molecular function (GO): structural constituent of chromatin; protein heterodimerization activity; DNA binding
Source: RefSeq, a predicted model, not a curated record
CCCUCCAACUCCUGCGAAAGCAUGUCUGGUCGCGGCAAAGGCGGGAAGGGUCUUGGUAAAGGCGGCGCCAAGCGCCACCGCAAGGUGCUGCGCGACAACAUCCAGGGCAUCACCAAGCCCGCCAUCCGCCGCCUGGCGCGGCGCGGCGGCGUCAAGCGCAUCUCCGGGCUCAUCUACGAGGAGACGCGCGGCGUGCUCAAGGUCUUCCUGGAGAACGUGAUCCGCGACGCCGUCACCUACACGGAGCACGCCAAGCGCAAGACGGUCACGGCCAUGGACGUGGUCUACGCGCUCAAGCGCCAGGGACGCACCCUCUACGGCUUCGGCGGCUGAGCUGCUCCCCCCUUUGCACAGCACCACAAAGGCCCUUUUCAGGGCCGCCC